GGAGAUGAGCCGGAAAGAGGCCACGAGGAGGGAAGGUGUGCCCCAUCCGGGGCGAGUGCAGGAGCUGCUGCUUUUGUGGAACCACUGGCUACAUGACCUUGCUCUUUCAGUUUCCCUUUCCUGGUACCCGCUCUUUUUCAUGCAGACACCUGCCUCGCCCCUUCCGCUGAGGGAUUUUUGGAAUCUGUUUCCAUUUUUUACGCAUCUGUGGAAUCUCCGGCUGGGCCGCUUAAAAGUGCAGGGAUGAAGCCGUCUCCUGAGACACUUGCCACCUCACUUCUCCAAGGCCAUGAUGCUUCCUCAGGCUCUCCCGCUACUGCUUUCUGCCCUGAUGUCAGGGACGAUUUCGAAGUCCCUGGCCCCGACUCUCAGUAAUCUUCCCCCCGAGAGGAGCUGCCAGAUCAGCCACUUCAAGUUUCUUUCACCUCGGGAGAUGGAAACUUUCAAGGUGGCCAAGGAUGCCUACGAGAAGACCAUGCUUCAGACGGAGAGGAAAUGUAGCUCCAGAUUCUUCCACAGAAGCUGGGACCUUCGGCAGCUGCAGCUGUCAGUUCGGCCCGUGGUCUUACAGGCUGAGCUGAAAUUGACUCUGGAGGUCUUGAAAGCCGUAACCAAGCCGGAGUUGGACAGCGUUCUGGCUCAGCCCCUACAAACGCUCAGCCACAUCCACCAAGAGAUCCAAAGCUGUGUUACUUCCAGGCUCUCUAAAGAACACAGGCCUCCAGGCCGCCUGAAUAAUUGGUUGAACAAGCUCAGUGAGGCUAGAAAGGAGGCUCACAAUUGCCUAGAAGCAUCCAUUAUGCUCAAUCUCUUAGGAAUCCUGACCAGAGACCUCCGAUGUGUAGCCUCUGGGGACCUAUGUUGAAGAUUCAGACCCACCCUGAGAUCUCAGAGUGGACUUUUGCACUCCAAACUUUAUUUAUGGACCAACACCCUUCUAAUUUAUUUACUCCAUGCCCAACACUCACAUACUUUAUAUGCCAGAGGACAGUUUUAUACUUUUGUAUUUGUUUCUAUAUUUUGUUAAAUAAAUAAGAAAACGCAAAAAUA
Antechinus flavipes (yellow-footed antechinus) is the source of this 1050-nucleotide messenger RNA. RefSeq names its product interferon lambda 3 (gene IFNL3). The transcript has 5 exons. The record is from RefSeq and is a predicted model, not a curated record. Bases 290 to 865 code for a protein of 191 amino acids. Lineage: Eukaryota; Metazoa; Chordata; Mammalia; Dasyuromorphia; Dasyuridae. Gene Ontology annotation, molecular function: cytokine activity. Gene Ontology annotation, biological process: cell surface receptor signaling pathway via JAK-STAT; positive regulation of immune response; innate immune response.